This is a messenger RNA of Olea europaea var. sylvestris, 3013 nucleotides long. Its product is annotated as zinc finger CCCH domain-containing protein 55-like. Gene Ontology annotation, molecular function: metal ion binding. The record is from RefSeq and is a predicted model, not a curated record. NCBI's taxonomy places the organism in Eukaryota, Viridiplantae, Streptophyta, Magnoliopsida, Lamiales, Oleaceae. The transcript is spliced from 3 exons. Bases 735 to 2597 code for a protein of 620 amino acids.
UCAGGAAUCUCUAGUGCACCGGAGUCCAGAGAUCAUUCUGGAUGGCCAAAUCGGGAAUCUUUAGAGGGAAACACGGUUGCACCAUUAGUUGACAGCUUCUACAAAAAUAGACAAGAUAAUGCCGAAGCCAAGGAAAUAGGCAGGGGAAAAAGCUAUAACAAAAAUUUAUCUCCUGGUUUUGAUGGGGCAGAUUGGCAUAAGCGUGAUCAGACUCCCGAAUAUGAUUGGAGCGGUUCUGGGAGGUACCCAGGAAAAGGCAGGAGCAGGAGCAGGAGCGGAAGGAGAGGCAGGAGUCCGAGCAGGGACAAGGCAAGGGACAGAGGAAGGGGCUGGAGCAGGAGCAGGAGCAGGAGCAGAGGCGAGGGCAGUGUAAGGGGUCAGACAAGAAGUCGUACUUCUAUCCAUGAUCAUAGACAAUCUGGUGGCUGGAGUGAUGGAAGUAGGCAUGAAAAAUUAUCACGCACCUGUAGAGAUUUUGCCACGGGAAGGUGCAGGAGAGGCAGGCAAUGUAGAUUUCUUCAUCCUGAUAGUAUGAGCAGCAGUGAUCGGGACCGUGUUGAAGAUGACAGAGCUGAAAAUCAGAGAAAUAGACCAGGGCUUGGCCAUAUUUCAGGUCAUAUUCUAACGAUAGAGGUCCUGGGUUCCAAUCCCGAAAUGAUGUUUGCGAUCCCUAUUAUGAAGAAGAUGAACAGUUCAGAAACCAAAGUAGAAAUGCAUUUCCUUGCAGAGACUUUAUGAAGGGUAAGUGUCGUUGGGGAGACACGUGCAGAUUUUCUCAUCACGAAGCUUCUGGUGAUAGUUAUGGCAAAGGUACUAGAGAUGCAUCCUUCAGUAGGCACAUUGAACAACAAGCGAACAAAAAUGUGAAACCCUCUUGCAAGUUUUUUGCAGCAGGCAAUUGCAAUCGGGAUGAUUGCAGGUUCUCUCAUGACGGUCCGAAGCUGAACAAUCUUGAAGGCAGGCCAGGUGAAGACACAAGCAUCUUCAGUUUGGACGACAAGAGUAAAUGGUGGAAUGGUACGAGUUGGGACGAUUCAGUCAAAGUCUCAGACAAAGUGAAGUCCACUGGGGGAACUGGAAGUGUUGUUGCUAACGUGAACGUUAUUGGUGAAACCGCGUUAGGAAGAACUGACGGUAGAUUGGACCAUAGUUUGGAAAUCGAGAGGAGAACUUGGGGAAUCCCAAAACAGAAUGAAAAUUAUUUGAAGAGAGACCAACAACUCUCUCUUCUUGGGGAAAGUGGUAGUUAUGAUGUGGACAUGGGCAUGACGGAAUCUAUGGUUAAAGAAAGUAUAGCUGGCAAACAAGAAUGCAUUUUCCAUGAUUCACAAUUGCUAAACGAGGAUGGAAUUUCACAUGUUUAUGGACAAAAUACAAUGCAAGAAGACCACAGUCUUUCUAUAAAAACCUCGCAACAGAAUGUUAUUACUGAUUCACAUAUUCAGCAGCACCACCAGGGACCUGUAGAGGAUAAUGACGUAAAUUUAUUUGGGUCUGAUGCUCUUGAUGAAGUAAAUGGUUCUGGAAAUGCCAUACACCCAGUUCUUUUUCCUGGACGGAUCUUCAAUCAAAAUGGCGAGAGCUUGUUCCCUGGAGAUUCCUCGUUUUCAACUGAAACUGAUAGAAACCAACAUGUGCUCAUUGACUUGAAUCGGACUCAGCAACAUAAAAUGUCUCCUUCAAGGUUGCAAAGUCAGAUGCAGAACCUUCACAAUGCUAUUAAAACACAGGUGAUGUCAGAAUUCCAGGCUUCUCAAUUUGAUUCCAAUGCUGUAGCCAACGAGCAGGCUGCUCAAAUGACAAAAUCACCAGUUGCUAAAACUGGUGAACAGGGUGCUCUAGUAAUAAAUUCUUCUGCGUUUAUGGCUCAGAGGUUUGUGAAAGAACAGCAGCCAGGAUUAGACACAUCCAGUUCAACGAGGAGGGUGCCUUCUUAUUCUGAUACUGCCCAUUUUGUACCCUUCAUCAACACAAUGAAUUCAAAUCCGGCUACAAAUUCUCUUGAUCUGUUGGAUCCCAUUAGCUAUGGCAAGGCAGAUAUCGAGAGCAACCAUAAUCUACCCUCUGCAACUGUGUCUGACUCAGUAGAACAGAAAAAUCAGAUGCCCGUGGAACGGUCCUCACAGCUAUCUACUGUUGACGCUGUAUUUGGCAGUUCAACUCUGAAACAUCAUGAUAGUCCAAAAGCAAAAGAACCGAAAAUAAUUUCAAUUUCUGAAGUCAAUGGAGGCGAUCAAACUGCUGAUGAGGAAAUCAAAGGUGGACAAGGAAAUAAACAUCCUGAAAAUGUUGGUGGCCAUGGGAAAGUUGAUGACAGCAGUGCUAUGAAGUAUGACAAGGAAAUGCGAUUGUUCAAGAAUGCUCUUGUUGAGUUGGUUAAGGAGAUAUUAAAGCCUAAAUGGAAGGAAGGUCAGAUGAGUCGGGAAGUUCACAAAACCAUUGUGAAAAAGGUGGUUGACAAAGUGACUAGUACAAUUGAAGACGAUCAUAUUCCAAAGGUUCAAAAUAAAGUAGAGCAAUACUUGACUGCUUCUAAACCGAAAGUUACCAAACUUGUACAGGCAUACCUGGAGCGCAGUCUUAAGACAGAAUCUUGAAUUGAAAAUUAUGCCUUGUUCCUCCUUUCGUUGUGUAAUUGAAUGUUUAUUAGAAUAUCAGUCCAGCAUUUUAUUCUUUAGUUCUGCAUAAGCUACUGGACUUUACUGCAUUAGGGAAAAAUACUUUCUGGGAAUUAUUUCUUGCCGAUAUCUUUCAUUUUUCUCCCCUUUUUUUCCUUAUUUUGUGGAUUUGGAUAUAGAGAAGAAAGAGCAUCACAAGAGAAUUCUGAUAAGUUAUGUACAGUUUUUCUCUAAAUGAAUGUUUGCAUUGCUGGAUGGAAAGCUUCUGUAAUGAAAUCAGUUUGUAGCGUCCAAAGUGUAAGUUUACAAGUUAGGUUUUAAGUUAGCAAUGUGUGACUCAUUGAGGACAAGAAGCGUGUCUACUUUAUUUACUUUAAUCAGUUGUUUAUGAGCCA